Molecule: messenger RNA, 168 nt
Organism: Dentiscutata erythropus
Lineage: Eukaryota; Fungi; Glomeromycota; Glomeromycetes; Diversisporales; Gigasporaceae
Source: the annotation of a GenBank genome assembly
UAACCAUAUCGCGAAUGCAAUCGAUAACAUAGAAAAUCAAGCUGAGCUUUCUCUUGUUUUUCAAAUUCAACUUGAUGAUACCACACUUAGUGGAGUUGGUACAGAUGUAAAACUUAUGGCUAAAUUAAUUAUUAAUGAAAUAGAGGAAGAAGAUGGUUAUAAUUGGAU